AUGUCACUGACAUAUUAUUUAUUUGGACUCCUUUGCACAGCCGACCCCCGAUGCAGGGACGCCGCGCUGGAGCUCCCUCGCAAUCCAGCCAUAACCGCCUUCCGGAAGUGCGCCGAGAAAAAGCCCAUUUCUCCGGAGUGUUGCCGCAAGCUGCUGCCCUUCGCCAAGUAUAUCGACUGUACAAAUGACCCACGGUACAGAAAGGCCGCCGAAGACUAUUUGAGGGGUGUCACGACGGUGGAGGAGGUUCAGGCAUCCCACCACGUCCAAUGGUCGCACGGAGUAAAGAUAUCGUCGCGCUGCGUCAAUUAG
Molecule: messenger RNA, 312 nt
Organism: Volvox carteri f. nagariensis
Lineage: Eukaryota; Viridiplantae; Chlorophyta; Chlorophyceae; Chlamydomonadales; Volvocaceae
Exons: 3
Coding region: 1-312 (103 amino acids)
Source: RefSeq, a predicted model, not a curated record